Musa acuminata subsp. malaccensis (wild Malaysian banana) is the source of this 2231-nucleotide messenger RNA. NCBI's taxonomy places the organism in Eukaryota, Viridiplantae, Streptophyta, Magnoliopsida, Zingiberales, Musaceae. The record is from RefSeq and is a predicted model, not a curated record.
UCCGUGCAUAGGAGAAUCCCUCUCUUUCUUCGGGUACUCCGUGGAAUCUUUGGAACGAAGACGACCCGAUCCCGUCUCCUUGCCCUCCUGAGUCCGAUCGCCGAAGCUACCUCGAUCGCGGUAACCCUAGCUCAUGGCCUCCUUCCCCUCCACCAACGCCGCCGGCUCCGAUCCCUCGUCUGGCGCCCUUUCCCCACGCGCCGCGCGCCACCCCUGGACUCACGUCGUUGGCGGUGAUCCUGAGGCUUCUGCCACCGUCCCGCCUUCCCCAACCUUCACGCCGCCCCCGCCGCCGGCCGCGGUGAUCCCCUCCGCCGUGUCCUCCGAUCGAUUCCCCCAGAAGCCGCCGCCGGAGGACGUGGUUGCAUCGUCGUCAUCGGAAGCCACCGCCGGAGUGAAGAAACCGGUCUGGAAGCGGCCACCCAAUGGCUCGAUCCACAAGGGCGCUGCCGUGAUGGGUGGUGCCGCCUCCUGGCCCGCCCUCGCGGAAUCCGCCAAGGCCGCUUCCAAAUCUCAGCCUUCCGAUGCUUUGAGAAUCCUUUCAGAUGGACCAGUCCCUGUGCCCUCGGUGAGAUUGCCAGAUUUGGGGCUUCUUGUUUCAAAUUCUUCACCUGAGCCAAACCCAAGUCCAACUUCAACCCUAAACUAUGUGACACCUGAACGCCAGAAAUCAAUGAAACGUAGCGGCAGCGGUGGCGGUGGUAGCAGUGGUAUAUCCGCCGAUGGUGGGAUGCCGUUGCUCUCACCACCACCGACUUCAGGACCUAUGCCUAAGAGGAACCUGGAUAAGCAGGCUCCCAUGGAACUCUCACCUCUGGACCAAACUACCAAGAACACCACCAAUUGGGACCAUGGUUCCAGGGGAGGUGGGUUGGGAUCACAGGCCCAUGGUAGUGGCGAUCACCAUAGAGGCUAUGGUCGCAAUCGGAAGUUGAACAAUGGUGGUGGUGCUGGGUCUCACCAGAACAACUCUGGCAAGCGCUAUGAUGGAUAUCAUAGGAAUGCUGGUGGCAGAGAUGUCCACAUUCAGCAACAGGGUGCCUGGCCCCACCUCCGGUUACCUGUGCCGCCUGUGGCAGCCCCAUUCCUCAGCCUUCCUCUGCAAGUCCAACCUUUUGGGAACCCCAUGCUAUAUCCUGAUAUGCCUUCUCCUAUCUUUUAUGUUGCCACUCAGCCACCUCCCGGGGUUGUGCCCUUUGUUCCUCAUCCGUCAAUUCCUCCUGCAAUGUUUGUCCCAGCAAUCAAUCCACAGCGUGCAAGUUUGUUGAAUCAGAUAGAUUACUAUUUCAGCUCUAAUAAUUUGUGUAAAGAUGUUUAUUUGCGGCAGAACAUGGAUGAGCAAGGAUGGGUUCCCAUAUCCUUGAUUGCUGGAUUCCCUAGAGUCAGGCAAUUAACAAACAACAUAGACUUUAUACUGGAGACAGUGCGGUCAUCAACUGAAGUGGAAGUACAGGGUGAGAAAAUAAGAAAGCGUAAUGACUGGAUGAAUUGGGUUCUGCCACCAAGUAACAAUCAAUUUGCUAAUAUUUCCCUUCAAUCUCCAGCAACAAUGAAAUCUGACAAUCUGUGAGUGCGCAUGCAAGCAGUUGGACUAGAGGGGACUGCUGACCGGAGUAGCAUGAAUGUACCAAAUCUUAGUGAGGUAUUAUUACUCAGUAGAUCAGCAUAUAGGAACCGGAGUCAAGACUUUACAAGUGGCCAUCAAUCAAAAAUGGGAUAAUAUGGAGUAAGACAUUUGAUACAGAUUCAGAUUGCGUCAAAUCUGAUGGAAGUUUCUUCAGGAGUGACAUGCGAUGAGGUACAUACACUCCACAAAUCGGGGAGUGACUUGCAAAAUUACUAAUUGUCUGUAGGGCAUGCAGAGUUUGAAAGUAUCAUCUCAGGCUGAAGAGAAAAAAGACAUUCGAAAAGAAGUUAAAGAAUUGAGAGGAGAAAGGGAAACAAAAAAAGCUACAUUUAAGGGGUGGUCCCAUACAUGCACAGACGGAGCAGAUGGUGAAUUACUCUACUGUUCCUCAGUUAUUUCUGCUUGUGAAACAUUUCUUUCUCGAAGAGGAUCUGAAGUAUUCUCAAUUCUGAGCUCCGAGGAUGGAAGUACGUAGUUCGGAGCUCCUGAGUUGCUUAUUUUACUUUCCCAAUUUGUUUAUUUUCUCCAUUGGAAAGAAAGAUAUUACUCUUCUUUGUUAUUCAUAAACUUUUGCCACAUAAAUUCUCAGCACGUCUGAGACCAA